Messenger RNA from Mangifera indica (mango), 3906 nucleotides. RefSeq names its product probable RNA-dependent RNA polymerase 1. Gene Ontology annotation, biological process: siRNA processing. The record is from RefSeq and is a predicted model, not a curated record. Lineage: Eukaryota; Viridiplantae; Streptophyta; Magnoliopsida; Sapindales; Anacardiaceae. Bases 322 to 3666 code for a protein of 1114 amino acids. The transcript has 5 exons. Gene Ontology annotation, cellular component: nuclear RNA-directed RNA polymerase complex. Gene Ontology annotation, molecular function: RNA-directed RNA polymerase activity.
UUCACUGGCAACUUCGUAGGAAAAAAAGUGUAAUUAGCCAAUAAGAUGUUGAAACGUGUCAAUUACAUGGGAGUUUGAGACCCAAUUGGACCCAACACAUAAGUAAUCUGCCAAUGUCAGCUAAAGCAUGUUUCCUUCUGCUUUCAGUUUCAGGCUACCCUUGUAGAAGAAGGAAAUUUGUCGUCGGACAAUGAAUAGUAUUAGUAACAGUGUCACUCUUUUUGUUCUCUUUCCAUAUAUAUACCUUACUUGAUCAGAGCAUUUCAUUCUCACAGAGCAAGCAAGUGUUCACUGGUUAUUGAUAUUUCUGCAAGCACUUAAAUGGCCAAGACGGUCAAGUUGUUUGGAUUUGCUUCAAUUAAGCCUGCAAAAGCAGUGAAAAAAUUUGUGGAGAGAUAUACGGGUAAAGGAACAGUCUAUGAGGUAGUAGAAGUUGGGCAAAAAGAAGGUUCAAGAGCAUAUGCCAUAGUUGAAUUCACAACCAUGGAAGCUGCAGAGUUAAUCGUCUCAGAGGCUGCAGAAGUACAUAUAUGGGAUGGAGAUUCUUACCUGAAAGCUUGUUAUUUGGACCGUGAUAACAAGUCACCAAAGGCAGGUAUCCCACAGCAGAGGAUUGACAAAGGAAAAUUGAACUUUGGCUGCCAAAUUUCAGAGGAGAAGUUUUCUGUGCUCUGGUCACAGAAAAAUGUUACUUUGAAAUUUGAUUCGGAUCUCAGAAAUUUUAGCUUCUUUUUAUCAUAUGAUUCUGUGGAAUAUGAGCUCGAGGUUCCAUAUGAGACAAUUUGGCAGAUUGAGUUAAGACGCCCACUUGGUCAAUCUGUGAAGUUUCUUGUCAUCCAGUUGUAUGGUGCUCCUCUUAUUUAUAAGAGAGAUAUCCACCGGGACCGGACAGUUGAUUUUACUCCGUCCUCCUGCAUUGGACAUUCAUCUGCUAUGUGUUUAGAGCUUCCAGGCAGGGGCCAUGUUCCAAGAGUUCUGAAGGAUUUCUUUUUCUACAAGGAAAGCCGAGGAAAGUUCAGUCUAGAGGAAGGUUCUACUUUCUCCUGCAAUUAUGAUCUUGUCCCGAUUAUAAGUCCCCCACAAGACAUUAACGUGCCAUUUAGGAUCUUGUUCAAAAUCAAUUCCUUGAUUCAGCAUGGUUGUAUUCCCAGACCAGCACUUGAUGUCAGAUUCUUUCGCUUUGUUGAUCCAAGCAGAAUCGAUAUAGCAUUCAUAGAACAUGCUUUGGAGAAGCUGUUUAAUCUAAGAGAAUGCUGCUAUGACCCUGUAAGUUGGCUCAGAGAUCAAUACACAAACUACUCUAAGUCUAAGACUCAUCUUGGAUCGCCUGCCAUUGCCUUGGAUGAUGGGUUAGUGUAUGUGCACAAGGUUCUGGUAACCCCCACUAAAAUAUACUUUUGUGGUCCAGAAGUUAGUCUUUCCAAUCGUGUCUUACGUAGUUAUCCUGAUGACAUUGAUAAUUUUCUUCGUGUUUCUUUUGUUGAUGAGGGUAUGGAUAAACUGUAUUCAACAGUUUUAGCUCCUAGGGAAGCGAAGCGUACUGGAAUUUAUCAAAGGAUACUGUCAACUCUCCGAAAUGGCAUAGUCAUAGGAGACAAGAAGUUUGAAACGCUCGCUUUUUCAAAUAGUCAAGUAAGAGAGCAUACUUUAUGGAUGUUUGCAUCUAGACCUGGGCUUACUGCAGCAGAUAUUAGAGAGAGCCUGGGAGAUUUUCGUGAGAUAAAGAACGUAGCAAAAUAUGCAGCCAGACUAGGCCAGUCUUUGAGUGCAUCCAGGGUAGCUGUUCAUGUUGAUCGGAAGGACAGCGAAAUCAUUCCUGAUGUAGAAGUUAUUAAGAAUGGAAUUAAAUAUGUUUUCUCCGAUGGAAUCGGGAAAAUAUCUUCUGAAUUAGCUCAAGCAGUGGCUAAAAAAUGUGGUUUCACUAGCUAUAUUCCGUCUGCAUAUCAAAUUAGGUAUGGUGGAUUCAAAGGUGUUGUAGCUGUUGAUCCAAAUUCUUCAGUGAAGUUAUCAUUAAGGCGCAGUAUGUUAAAAUACGAAUCAGACAGCACUAGUCUAGAUAUUUUGGAAAAUAGCAAAUAUCAGUCUUUUUUUCUAAAUCGCCAGUUGAUCACCCUUUUAUCAACUCUUGGUAUUAAAGAUGGUGUCUUCGAAAGGAAGCAGAGAGAGGCCAUAACUCAAUUAGAUGCUAUUUUGACAGACCCUUCAAGGGCACUUGAGGCACUUGGAUUGAUGUCUUCAGGGAAUGGUACAAAUGUUCUGAAGGAAAUGCUUAAGUGUGAUUAUAGGCCAGAUUCAGAACCGUUUCUCUCGCUGAUGCUACAGACGUUCCGUACAUCAUACCUGCAGGACCUACGAACUAAAACAAGGAUAUUUCUGCCCAAAGGACGAGCUAUGAUGGGAACUCUGGAUGAGACAGGGACGUUAAAAUAUGGACAGGUCUUUGUGCAGUAUUCUCACUCUCGAUGUAGUCAAUUUUCUGAUAAUUUCUCCUCGCUGCCCCAUGGAAAUGAAUCAGGUGAACUUACUGUUUGUGAGGAAAUGGUAGUGGUUGCUAAAUGUCCAUGUCACCAUCCGGGAGAUAUCCGUGUUUUAAAAGCUGUGGAUGUGCCAGCGUUGCGCCACAUGGUUGAUUGUGUGGUUUUUCCAGCAGAAGGAGAAAGACCCCAUCCAGAUGAAUGUUCGGGGAGUGAUCUUGAUGGAGACAAUUAUUUUGUAUGUUGGGAUCGUGAUCUCAUUCCUCCUUAUCAGUUUUUGCCCAUGGAUUAUAGGCCAGAACCAGCGAAGGAUCUGAGUCGUGAUGUUACGAUUGAGGAUGUUGAGGAGUACUUCGUGGACGUUAUUGUCAAUGACAGCUUGGGCAUAAUCAGUCAUGCCCAUCUAGUCUUCGCAGAUAAAGCACCUAUGAAGGCAAGGAGUAAGCAAUGUCUUGAGCUUGCCCGACUAUUCUCCAUUGCUGUGGAUUUUCCAAAAACAGGUGUGGCAGCCAAAAUACCAGAUGAACUACGGGUCAAGAAAUAUCCAGACUUCAUGGAUAAGCCAGACCAUAUGACCUAUCAAUCAAAGCGUGUAAUUGGAAGGCUGUAUCGAGAGGUAAAACGCAUUGCAUCACCUAGAGCCGCUAUUAAAUCCUUCACCAAGGAAGUAGCAAUGCGGUCUUUUGAUUUUGAUAUGUCAGUGAAUGGUUUUGAGAAAUAUAUCGAUGAAGCUUUCUAUUACAAAUGUGAGUAUGAUAGUAGGUUGAGUAACCUGAUGAAGCAUUAUGGAAUUGAAACUGAGGCUGAAAUUGUCAGUGGAUACAUCAUUAAAAUGGCUAAAUGUUUUGAAAAGAAAAGGGUUUUGGAUGCAGUUACUUCUGCCACAAGGUCCAUAAGAAAGGAAGCCAAGGCCUGGUUCGACAAGGCAAGUGAGUCAGGUUCUAGCAAUUCUGAUGCUGGUGAAAUGUAUGCAAAGGCUUCAGCAUGGUAUUAUGUCACAUACCAUCCUAGUUACUGGGGUCGAUGCAUAGAAGAAGGAAUUACGUGUGAACAUUUUCUCAGCUUUCCAUGGUGUAUUAAUGACACGCUCAUUGAAAUCAAGAAGAAAAAGAAAAAUGAGCGACUAAGAGCCGGUAGCGGACAAAAUAUUUCAUCGCUACUGCACCAUCUUGACUGUGGAUUGCACAUUUAGUUUGGUGGGGUGAUUUGAAUGGUGUUGGGCAUCUGAGAAUCUGAAUAUGCUUGUUCCUAUAUAACUAUUAAGCAGCCUGUGCGAUAGCAGCUUUAGUUCCUUUACCCUACGGCUGAAGUGAAUUGUUGUAAUAUAUGUAUUUUCAAAGUGUUUUGUGAUCAGUAGAACUGGAAACUUGUUUUCAGUUCAUGUAAUAUAACAGAGAGUGAUGCUAUGAUGUAGUAGAUUUUUCUUUUUUUC